GCUUAGCAUUGUGGGCUGCUGCGCAGACACAAAUGCUUAAUUUGUUCCUCUCCGCCCCAAUGGUGCCCGGAAGGUUGCAUCCGGAGAGGAAGCUAAAGUAGAAGCACACCAGCUUCUUGUGGUUACCUAAUCCUAAUCCCAUGUUAUCUCUAUCUGUCAAAGCUUUGGCCCCCAACUCCCGGGGACGUUAUGUGAAACUGUCACUGACCUGUUUGUUGAUUAGUCGAUGGCGGGACUUGGUGGCCUUCGGUUUGUGGGAGACGCUCUUUCUGAAGCGGUUCCGGGAGUAAUAUCGGCAGUAAGAAGAACUGGUGCCUUGUGCUAAUAUCCGCAAAAUAGACGGCAAGUGUUUAAUUCCGUGGUGGGCGUUACCCGCCGAGUAGUUUUAUCCGUCUAGUGUCGCCGAAUCAUAUCUCCAAGUUGGGUUGCCUCCACGAUAAGUGAGCAAGUAUAAUGGCACGAGUCAACACGGGUUCAAACGCAUCGGUUGGAUACCUCUACACGAGUAGAAGAGUUUAUACAAUAUGUCUUUCAUAUUCUUUACUCCUCAUUUCUCAAUGGCGCCGAAACCGUGUGCAAACCAAAGCCGAUUGAGCUCUAAUAUGUGCAGCAGUUACACGGUAAUCCACAACCACAGGCUUCCACCACGAUAAAAUAAUCUAAAAUAUUCUAGAUAAAUUUCAUUAUGCACACCAACAUCAAUGGCCAACUCACACCAAGCUCAACCUGCCUACCAGCCUGGCUGCCCGCACUAAACCCAAAACAGCAACCCCUCCCCACUACCGCGAUCUCCAAACCUCAAGGCUUUCGCUUCGCCCUCAAACCAGCUUUCCAAAACGUCCAUCCAUCCAACAGCCCCCAAUCACACCGCUCCUCACCACGCGCUCCUGCGCAACAAGAUAUCUCCAACCCUCCUCCAUCCGCGACACACCAACAGCACCGCGCGCCGAGCCCCGCAGACGCAGAAACACACCGCCAGUCCACGUGCUCGCGAAACAAACUCCAACCUCACACAAUGGCCGACAGAGGCUCUCAUAGAGGCGGUCGCGGCGGCGGCGGCGGCAGAGGCGACGGCAACAACUCCCGCGGUGGAAGAGGCGGCCGCGGCGGUGGCCACCAGGGUAACCGUGAGCAGGGCGAGAAGCCCAAGAAGGAAAACAUUCUCGAUCUCGCAAAGUACAUGGACAAGCAAAUCACCGUCAAGUUCAACGGCGGCCGUGAAGUUGUCGGCACGCUCAAGGGCUACGAUGCGCUCAUGAACCUGGUACUCGACGACGUCCAGGAGACCGUCAGAGAUGAGGAUGGCAACGAAUCGAAACGACCGCUUGGCCUCGUCGUCGCCCGUGGCACGCUGCUCGUGCUCAUCAGCCCCAUUGAUGGAAGCGAGGAGAUUGCCAACCCGUUCGUGCAAGCAGAAGACGAGUAAACGAAUCUAAAAUACAAAAAAGAAAAUACAAACUUCACCUCUAGUUGCCAUAGAAUACCGCAUAGAUGCCGUCAUGACAAUAAAAAGCCUUUACAAAUCCCGAUACGUGGUGCUUG
[Torrubiella] hemipterigena is the source of this 1542-nucleotide messenger RNA. NCBI's taxonomy places the organism in Eukaryota, Fungi, Ascomycota, Sordariomycetes, Hypocreales, Clavicipitaceae. The record is from the annotation of a GenBank genome assembly.